UACCAUCCCUCCACUCUUCCUAAACCCCUCAAAUCUCUCUCUCUCUCUCUCUCUCUCUCUCUCUCUCUUCAAUGGCAGAGGAAGCUCAACCGGCCGCCCAGCCAUCACCACCGUCCACGGAGGUCGUGGUGGCGGCAGAUCCAGCCCCUGAGAAACCAACAGACAAGGACCCGCCGCCCGCUCCAACCCCAGAACCUGAAGACCCGAAACCCACAUCCGAAACCGCGCCUGUUUCAGAAGAGGCCGACACGAAACCCGCGGCGAUCGAAGAAGAGGCGAUCCCACAAUCCGUCUCUUUCAAAGAAGAAAGCAAUCGGGUAUCGGAUCUCCCAGACCCGGAAAGGAAAGCCCUCGAAGAGCUCAAGCAGCUUAUCCAAGAGGCCCUGAAAAAGCACGAAUUUACAUACGUGCCACCGCCUCCCAAAGAGGAGAAGUCCGAUCCUCCGGCACCCGAAGAAGCAAAACCUGCUACGGAAGAGCCUGUUGCGGUCGAGCCGGAGCCGGCAACGACGGCUGAGGAGCCGCCGAAGCCGGAAUCUGAAACCGUCCCUGCCGCGGCUGAAGAAGAAAAGCCACCGGCGGCAGUUGCAGAGCCGGAAGCCGUCAUAACAGAGGUGGUGGAAGAAACCAUCGUCGCUGCCGCCGUUGCUGCUACCCCUGCCGUUGAUGAUGACGGUGCCAAGACGGUUGAAGCAAUCGAAGAGACCGUGGUCGCCGUCACCGCUCAUGCACCGCCGCCGGAAUGUGACGCGCCUACCAAAGAAGCAGAGCCUGCUGCGGCGGAGCCUGCUCCAGCGGAAGUAGCAGCUCCUGAGCUGCCGCCAGAGGAGGUCUCCAUUUGGGGAAUUCAGCUUCUGAGCGACGAUGAACGGAGCGAUGUCGUCCUGCUGAAAUUCCUUCGGGCCAGGGAUUUCAAGGUAAAGGAGGCCUUUGCCAUGAUCAAGAACACAGUCCGCUGGCGGAAGGAGUUUGGGAUCGACGGCCUCCUUGAAGAAGAUCUUGGAAAUGAUUUGGAGAAGGUGGUUUUCAUGCACGGGUUCGAUAAGGAAGGGCACGCCGUCUGUUAUAAUGUAUACGGGGAAUUCCAGAAUAAGGAGUUGUAUCAGAAGACUCUGUCGGACGAGGAGAAAAGGCAGAAAUUCCUGCGGUGGCGGAUCCAGUUCUUGGAGAAGGGAGUCCGGCAGCUUGAUUUCAGCCCGACCGGCAUCUGUACUCUCGUUCAGGUCACCGAUUUAAAGAAUUCGCCAGGGCCUGGUAAGAGAGGGCUGAGGCAGGCAACGAACCAGGCAGUUUCAUUGCUUCAAGAUAAUUACCCUGAGUUCGCUGCAAAACAGAUAAUGAUCAAUGUUCCAUGGUGGUAUCUGGCUUUCAAUCGGAUGAUCAGCCCUUUCCUGACUCAAAGGACCAAGAGCAAGUUCGUUUUUGCAGGGCCGUCGAAAUCGACAGAGACCCUUUUCAAAUACAUAGCUCCUGAGCAAGUCCCUGUUCAAUUUGGAGGCCUGAGCAAGGACAAUGACACAGAUUUCAGCACUACUGAUGCUGUUACUGAGAUUACAAUUAAGCCAGCGUCCAAACACACAGUCGAAAUUCCAGUUUCUGAGACUUGCCUUCUUGUUUGGGAGCUUCGUGUCCUAGGGUGGGAUGUGAGCUACGGCGCAGAAUUUGUGCCGAGCGCCGAAGAUGGUUACACGGUGAUCGUGCAGAAGACGAGGAAGGUGACUGCAACUGAUGAGCCGUUCGUGAAGAACAGCUUCAAGAUUGGCGAGUCGGGCAAGGUGGUGCUCACCAUCGACAACACCACCUCUAAGAAGAAGAAACUCCUCUACAGAUCCAAAACCAAAAGCUCCUCUGAGUGCAUAUGAGUUGCAAGAGAGAAAUGAAAUAAAAGCUAAUGGAAAUUAGAAGCUCUAUCUGCUAUCUGCAUGAACUGCUACUGCUGCCAAGAUGGGGGGGAAUUGAGUUGGUUUUUUGUUCUUCUAUAGUUCUUUCUUUUUUAAUUUAAUGUUAUUUAAUUAUUUUUCUUUUUUUAUUGGGGUUGUUUUUCCUUAUUUUAAGUGAAUUGGUGUUGUUGGUUUGUGGGACUUUCAUCGAGGAAUAGAUGGACUUUGAGAAAGAAAGGGGCAAGAGCUCUGCUUUGUCCUGUAAAUUUCAUGUGUACAUGGAUUGAAUUGGGUCUUUUGAGAUAUUAUUAUAAGUUAUUAUUUGAUUGUCUCUGUC
Messenger RNA from Magnolia sinica, 2217 nucleotides. Its product is annotated as patellin-3-like. Gene Ontology annotation, molecular function: lipid binding. The record is from RefSeq and is a predicted model, not a curated record. Lineage: Eukaryota; Viridiplantae; Streptophyta; Magnoliopsida; Magnoliales; Magnoliaceae. Bases 72 to 1862 code for a protein of 596 amino acids. The transcript has 4 exons.